Molecule: messenger RNA, 1744 nt
Organism: Neltuma alba
Lineage: Eukaryota; Viridiplantae; Streptophyta; Magnoliopsida; Fabales; Fabaceae
Product: ethylene-responsive transcription factor RAP2-12
Exons: 3
Coding region: 130-1338 (402 amino acids)
Biological process (GO): ethylene-activated signaling pathway; regulation of DNA-templated transcription
Molecular function (GO): DNA binding; DNA-binding transcription factor activity
Source: RefSeq, a predicted model, not a curated record
CAAACUCAGAAUCAUCAAACCCUCGAAGACAUCGCUUCCAUUUCCAAAGAAAAAGCUUUGAGUUUACAUUUUUCCUUUCAGAGUGUAACAGAAAAGCUCUGCUGAGCGUCCAGAGAAGGCAAUACAAACAUGUGUGGAGGUGCUAUUAUCUCCGACUUCAUUCCGGCAGCUGCUGCUGCGGCGGCGGCCGGGAGGGGGAGGUCUCGCCGGCUCACCGCCGAUUACCUGUGGCCAGAUUUGAAUAAGCUUGGGUCUGGUGGGAGGUUUUCCAAGCCACUGAAGUCUGAAGCUGUCAUCGACUUGGACGAUGAUUUUGAAGCUGAUUUCAGGGAAUUCAAGGAUGAUUCCGAUAUUGAUGUGGAUGAAGAGGAUGAUGUCAAACCCUUUGCUUCCUCCGCCACUAAGCCCUCUAAGAAGCCCCUGUCCCGUGGAUCUGCUACUGCGAAAGCUGAUAAAUCUGCUGGGCAAGCUGAGAAGUCUUUGAAAAGGAGGAGGAAGAACCAAUACAGGGGAAUCCGCCAGCGUCCAUGGGGUAAGUGGGCAGCUGAGAUCCGUGACCCAAGGAAGGGUGUUCGUGUCUGGCUCGGAACGUUCAACACUGCUGAAGAAGCUGCAAGAGCUUAUGAUGCCGAGGCAAGAAGGAUCCGCGGCAAGAAAGCAAAGGUCAACUUCCCUGAUGAGGUCUCAGGCACUUCAUCAAAGCGUCUCAAGACUAAAGUCGAGAAGCCUCUUCCAAAGACCAAUCUGAACUCUGCUCAACCCAAUUCAACCCAAAACUUCAACGCUGGAACCAAUCUGGAGGACUAUUACUACUCCAUGGGGCUGAUGGAACAGAAACCACAGAUUAACCAGUAUGCUGCUGCUGCUGCUGCUAACAUGGGAUCCCUCCCUGAGACUAACAAUGGGGUCCCGUCGCUGUCAUCAUCUGAUGAUGUCACUGUCUAUUUCAGUUCUGAUCAGGCGAGCAACUCAUUCGACUACUCUGAUUUCGGAUGGGGCGAACAGGCUCCAAAGACCCCAGAAAUCUCAUCCAUGCUUUCUGGUGAAUCUCAGUAUCUGCAAGAUGCCAACCAGAACAACAACAACAACAACAUGCAAUACUCAAACUCUGAGAAUGUGGUACCUGCUGGAAAUGGUUCUGGGAAGACCCUAUCGGAUGAACUCGCUGACAUUGAAACCCAACUGAAUUUCUUCCAGACACCUUAUCUUGAAGGAAGCUGGGAUGAUGCUUCCCUGGGAGCCCUGCUCAGUGGAGACGCAACCCAGGAUGGUGCUAACCCAAUGAGCCUUUGGAGCUUUGAUGACCUUCCUCCAUCCAUGAUGGGGGGAGUUUACUGAGCUUCCUUUCUUCAAUGACCCCUUUUUAAUGUAAAUAAAGCUACAAGAAUGGUUUGUCACCGUUGUUGGAGAUGGUUGGUGUGAGAAAGUAAAACCCGCUUAAAGCAUGUGUGGAGGUUAUUCACUGGUAGCUAAUGGAGGUUUUGGGGUCUUAUUCCUAUUUUAGGUGUCCUUAAUUUACCCUGUUAAAGACCUUAAUUUUGGGGACAUUUUUAUGUUCUUUUUUUUUUUUUUUUGGGUUAAAAUGUUUAUAUAUAUAAGGAUGCUUAUAUAUAUGGUAUUGUGAUACAGUCUUGACUGCUGAUCGAUAUUAAUUUGUGUUCUUUUAUCAUGGUUCAUUAUGAGGCCAUCCUUGUGCCCAUGUUAGUUUUGUCUGUCAUUGCCAUGAAAGGUUAUUUCCGCUGCA